AUGUUCCCAAAACUCAGAAAAGCGGUACUGACAGAAUCGAAGCACGUCUUCACAACCCCCAGCCCCGCCUUCACUCACGAUCGCAUCAUGCUCAUCAAACAGUUCCUUGGCCCUUCGGUUGUUCACCUGAGUUUGGAUGUAGGAAAUGUGUCCCUGGAAGGAACCUCCCUGCGCUUAUUCACCGUUCUGGGCAUGUGCUCUCAGCUAAAAGUCAUGCAGGGAGAAGGGUUGAAUGACUCAGAAGACGUGGCAUCAGCGUUCUCCGACUCUGUGUGCCUCUGGCAUGACCUUGAAGAAUUGACAUGUGUCUCUUUGAACGACACCGCACUGAAACACCUUGCAUCUCUCAAAUCAUUUCGACGGUUAGACAUGGACCUACCCAGCUAUCGCAUAUACUCUAAUCCAAUCCUUGCUGGGCUUCGGGAUCCCGGUUUUCCGGCCAUCCAGUCGUUCAGAUUUCGCACCCUCCGAGGUACACUAUCAGAUAUCGCCGGCCUAGUAGAUUCACUUCAACCGCCACAAGGCCGCUUGUCCCUACUGAACUUCAAUGCCUUAGCUUACCGUGUUUCUGAAACGUCGAUUAUUACUUUAGGACAAUCAUUGGCAAGCACUUUCGACACAAGUACUUUGGUCAAUCUCUCUAUCACGGAGUCAGGGAACUCUGGUCUUCUCUUCAAAAUCGACGACAUGCGUAGCCUCUUCCCUUUCAGAUCUCUUUCCAGCAUAGACAUCGACACUCGGCGAGCGGUUGGCUUGGACGACGUCACGCUCCUGCAGAUGACGGAAGCUUGGCCAGGUCUCAAUUCCCUCGUGAUCAACGAGCUGACAGGCUGGACGAUACAGCCACGAGUGACUCUUCGAGGCCUUCGGGAUAUGUUGAAGAAGCUCCCCCAACUGAAAAAGUUGACAGUGGCCAUUGAUGGCGACAGCGUAUUGGCGGAAGACAUCAAGAUGAAGAAUCUGGGACACUUUAGUAUCUGUAGGCCAUUCACGUUGAAUCUCCUGGAUUCGAGGAUUACGGCGUCCAGUGUCCCAGAAGCGGCGGCGUUCCUCGCCGAUAUCUUUCCUCACCAUGGAAUCGGCAAUUGUAACUGCGAUAUCUGGUCCUGGAGUGUAGACAUACACUCGCAGGAGACCCUGGAGCCUGAGAGGAGAGAGUUCGACGAUGAUUUUCAAUGGGACCAAGUGUUUCAGACCGUUCACAUUAUCAAUCAGGUCGGUCUGAUGCGCUCGGGAAAACCACUAAGGUAUGAUAGUGAUGGAGCAUACGACAGUGGCGGCGCUUAUGAUAGCGACGGUAGCUCAUUCUCGGACGAGUAG
Molecule: messenger RNA, 1320 nt
Organism: Coniophora puteana RWD-64-598 SS2
Lineage: Eukaryota; Fungi; Basidiomycota; Agaricomycetes; Boletales; Coniophoraceae
Exons: 1
Coding region: 1-1320 (439 amino acids)
Source: RefSeq, a predicted model, not a curated record